Copidosoma floridanum is the source of this 1071-nucleotide messenger RNA. RefSeq names its product putative dimethyladenosine transferase. Gene Ontology annotation, cellular component: nucleolus. Gene Ontology annotation, molecular function: rRNA (adenine-N6,N6-)-dimethyltransferase activity. The record is from RefSeq and is a predicted model, not a curated record. Gene Ontology annotation, biological process: rRNA methylation. NCBI's taxonomy places the organism in Eukaryota, Metazoa, Arthropoda, Insecta, Hymenoptera, Encyrtidae.
UUCACGAGGAUUUUACGUGUAAACAUUUGAGUAUAGUAAUUAUUUAUAGUUCACGAUGCCAAAAGUUAUCAAAGAAAAAUCAGGCAAAGUCCAAAGAGAAGUGUUCCGACAAGGGAUCUUCUUCAACAAGGAUUUUGGACAGCACAUCCUAAAAAAUCCAAACAUCAUAGAGAGCAUCAUAGAAAAAUCAGCUAUUCGGCCUACAGACGUGGUUCUUGAAAUUGGUUCAGGUACUGGUAACUUAACGAUCAAGUUACUAGAGAAGGCCAAGAAGGUAGUGGCGUGCGAAGUUGAUACCCGGAUGGUUGCUGAGUUGCAGAAGCGCGUCAUGGGUACGCCAAUGCAAUCCAAACUUCAAAUUCUUAUUGGAGACGUUUUAAAGAAAGAAUUGCCAUUUUUCAAUCUCUGCGUUGCAAAUAUACCAUAUCAAAUAUCUUCACCUUUGGUGUUCAAGUUGUUACUUCACAGGCCUCUUUUCAGAUGUGCCAUUCUAAUGUUCCAGAAGGAAUUUGCUGAGCGACUGGUAGCCAAACCAGGAAGCAAAGAUUACUGUAGACUCAGUAUAAACACACAACUCUUGGCAAGAGUUGAUUUAAUAUUAAAAGUUGGUAAGAAUAAUUUCAGGCCUCCUCCGCAAGUGGACUCUAAUGUAGUCAGAAUAGAACCAAUUAAUCCUCCGCCACCCAUUAAUUAUCAAGAAUGGGAUGGCCUUACUAGAAUAGCAUUUGUGCGAAAAAAUAAAACUCUGUCAGCUGCCUUCAAACAAUCAUCGGUGACCGAGAUGAUGGAAAAAAAUUAUAAAAUUCACUGCAGCCUUCAUAAUGUGCCUCUUCCUGAAAAUUUCAAUGUGAAAGAAAGGAUCAAUAAUAUAUUAGCCAAUAAUUUUGUGGAAGAUUAUGAUGAAAAAAGACAGGAACAAAAAGAAUGUCCAUUAGGCGAAUUACGAGCCCGAAAAAUGGACAUAGAUAAGUUUAUGAGGGUAUUACAAGUUUUCAACAAAGAAGGAUUUCACUUUGCAUAAUUCAAAUUUUUGGAUAUGUUGAAUGUUAAAGAUUGUAUUUUUUAUGGCAG